AUGGCUAUCGAAGAAUCUAAGCAAAAAUUGUCUCUCUCACAUCCCAAGAUGUCACAGCAAAAUAAUGUAAGAGAGCAAAAUUUGUUCGGGUUGGAUUCUAUACCUCUUUGGGGUUUUACAUCCAUCUGUGGUAGGCGGUCAGAGAUGGAAGAUGCUGUUGUAGCUCUACCAUGGUUUUUGAGAUUUCCUAACCAAAUGUUAAUGGAUGACCUGAUUCCAGAUUCAACGAGUCAAAAUUUAAUAGCUCAUUUUUUUGGAGUUUACGAUGGACAUCAUGGAGGCUCUCAGGUUGCCGAUUGUUGCUGUGAUCGUGUUCAGUUAGUUUUAGCUGAGGAGACUGAACUUGCAAUAGAGGAUUUGCAGAAUGGAAGUGUUAGAUAUAACAGGAAGGGGCAUUGGGAGAAAGCUUUCAAUAAUUGUUUUCAUAAAGUAGAUGAUGAGGUUGGAGGAGUCCAAAGAGGAAAUGGAGGCCUUGCAGAUGCCUUGGCGCCCAGUCUUAAACCUGUUGCUUCCGGCGCUGUUGGGUCUACAGCUGUGGUUGCUGUUGUUUUUCCAAGCCACAUCAUUGUUGCUAAUUGUGGUGAUUCAAGGGCAGUCCUUUGUCGUGGAAAAUUGCCGAUGCCUUUGUCUAAUGACCAUAAACCAGACAGAGAAGAUGAACUUGCAAGGAUAGAGGUUGCAGGAGGCAAGGUCAUUAAUUGGGACGGAUUCCGUGUUUCAGAUACAGAAAUAAUAUUUGUUCCCCGAACAAAAGAAGACGAGUGUCUUAUUCUAGCCAGCGACGGUCUAUGGGAUGUUGUAAAAAACGAGGAGGUUUGUGAUGUGGCACGGAGGCGAAUCCUCCUCUGGCACAAAAAGAAUGGGGAUACCAUGUUGAAAGAACGAGGCGAGGGAGAUGACCCUGCUGCUCAAGAUGCAGCAGAGUACCUCUCGAGACUUGCUCUCCAAAGGGGAAGCAGAGACAAUAUCUCUGUGAUUGUAGUGGACCUAAAAGCUCAAAGGAAAUUUAAGAAGAAAACUUUAACUCAUUGA
This is a messenger RNA of Ilex paraguariensis (yerba mate), 1032 nucleotides long. The record is from the annotation of a GenBank genome assembly. NCBI's taxonomy places the organism in Eukaryota, Viridiplantae, Streptophyta, Magnoliopsida, Aquifoliales, Aquifoliaceae.